This is a messenger RNA of Achroia grisella, 574 nucleotides long. RefSeq names its product zinc finger CCHC domain-containing protein 24-like. The annotation marks the transcript as partial. The transcript is spliced from 3 exons. NCBI's taxonomy places the organism in Eukaryota, Metazoa, Arthropoda, Insecta, Lepidoptera, Pyralidae. Gene Ontology annotation, molecular function: nucleic acid binding; zinc ion binding. The record is from RefSeq and is a predicted model, not a curated record.
UGGGUGCCAGGCUCGGUAUGGGGACCUCUACCAACUGCAACGCCGGGCUCUGCCCAGCAGCCUCCAGCAGACGAUACCAGCUCGUUGGCCGAGCAGCUAACUGCGUUGUCACUGAGACGACCACCCAGACCACCCCCUCCGGCUUACAUGUGUCAUUUAUGCUUCAAAAAAGGCCAUUACAUUGGAGAUUGCCCCCAGGCUCGACCUAAAGGCGAAGGGUUAACCCCAUACCAGGGUAAGAAGCGAUGCUUCGGUGAAUACAAGUGCCCUAAAUGCAAGCGCAAGUGGAUGAGUGGUAACUCCUGGGCCAACAAUGGACAGGAGUGUAUCAAGUGCCGCAUCAAUGUGUUCCCGCAUAAACAGAGACCACUGGAGAAACCUGACGGGUUGGACGUGAGUGACCAGUCCAAGAUUCACCCUCAGCAUCUAUGUCAGAAGUGCCGUUCCCUCGGGUAUUAUUGCCGGCGCGAGUACUAAAAACUAGUAUUAUCUUAGUUACUAGGAUACGAGUAUAUACUGACAUAAAUAGACUCAAGAUACUGUAUCUUAGAUUAACUUAUCUUCAAUUCAAAUA